Hydra vulgaris (swiftwater hydra) is the source of this 764-nucleotide messenger RNA. RefSeq names its product fibroblast growth factor 8. NCBI's taxonomy places the organism in Eukaryota, Metazoa, Cnidaria, Hydrozoa, Anthoathecata, Hydridae. Gene Ontology annotation, molecular function: growth factor activity. The record is from RefSeq and is a predicted model, not a curated record.
CAUGUAUAGACUUAAAAAAGUCAUUAAAACAUACAAGUCAAAUGUAAUUUCAUUAAAAUGGACGUUAAAGAAAUUUUCAUCAGCUUUGUUGGGUUUUAUAUUGUCAACACUUAUUCAGAAAAAAAUAAAAUCGAUUAUGGAGAUUUAAUCAAAGAACAUUGGGAAAAAACAUAUUGGACAAACUUGGACAACUUCAACUGUGUCGAUAAUAAAAUUGUCUCCGAAAAAUCUGUAAGGCUGCGCUCGUUUAACGGAAAUAAGUUUCUUCAGAUUUCUAAAAAUAAGGUUCGAGUGAGUAAUAUACCUUUGCAGAACACUAACAUUACAAUAGAAACUAUUGGACACGAUCUAAUUCGCAUCAAAGGAUGCAAAGCAAAUCGCUACAUAUGCUUCAAUGAAAAAUCAAAGUUAAUUGUUCAGGAAAACGGUGACCAUGACAACUGUGUGUUUGAGGAAAAAUUCAUAACAAGCAAUAUUGUAUGCUAUAAGUCUAAAUUUAAAGACUGGUACUUGGGAAUAAAAGACAAUGGUAAAAUACAAAGAGGCAACCGUAUUCUGUAUUCAAGCAAGGAGAGAGAAACACGGCUAUUUUUCAUUGAAUUUAUUUAAGUCAUUGGAUACUAUGCUAAAAUGAUGUCAUUUUAUUAUCUAAUAUAUGUUUAAAAUGACGUAUAAAACAUAUUUUAAACUUUUUUGCAAUUUUUUUUACAUGUUUUAUUUUUUAUUAAAUUUGUGAGCACACUUUUUUUAUUCUGCUAAACUAU